This is a messenger RNA of Venustampulla echinocandica, 1146 nucleotides long. RefSeq lists its product as uncharacterized. Lineage: Eukaryota; Fungi; Ascomycota; Leotiomycetes; Helotiales; Pleuroascaceae. Gene Ontology annotation, biological process: pyrimidine nucleotide import into mitochondrion. The coding region runs from base 1 to 1146 and encodes 381 amino acids. The transcript has 3 exons. Gene Ontology annotation, molecular function: pyrimidine nucleotide transmembrane transporter activity. The record is from RefSeq and is a predicted model, not a curated record. Gene Ontology annotation, cellular component: mitochondrion.
AUGAAUACCCAAGCAGCAUCUUCGACAACCUCCCCCAGCUCUACACCCCGAAUCCAGACCUCAUCAGCCCUCUACUCGCGAGAAACUGGCGAACAUGGCAUUCCACAAACUCGAUAUACAGGAUCGAUAGCAGCGAAGCCUGCGCCCGUUGCGAAAUCAUGGGCGCAUUUCGUAGCGGGAGGUGUAGGAGGAAUGGCAGCAGCAACCCUAACGGCCCCCCUCGACGUCCUAAAAACCCGCCUUCAAUCCGACUUCUACCAACAUCAACUCGCGCAGACCCGGGCCGCGAAAGGCAUCUCCCCCCACGCGCACCUCUCGGCCCCCCGAUCAGCACUCCUCCACUUCCGUGAAACUUUCCAAAUCCUCGGCAGUGUGCACCGUACGGAAGGCGGGCGCGCUCUCUUCAAAGGCCUAGGGCCAAACCUAGUCGGCGUUGUGCCGGCGCGUUCGAUCAAUUUCUUUGUCGUAGGUAACGGGAAGCGUAUAAUAGCGGACUACGCGAACAACGGUCAAGAAUCGGCGUGGGUUGUUCUAUGUGCUGCGGCUCUUGCGGGGGUUGUGACGAGCACGGUUACGAAUCCUAUUUGGCUGAUUAAGACGAGGUUGCAGCUGGAUAAGAACGUGGUGGAGCAGGGCGGAAGGACGGAAAGGAGGUAUAGGAAUAGUUGGGACUGUAUAAAGCAGGUGGUGAGGAAUGAGGGUGUGAGGGGGAUGUAUAAGGGCAUGAGUGCUAGUUAUUUGGGGGUGAGUGAGAGUGCGUUGCAGUGGGUGCUUUAUGAGCAAAUGAAGAAGACGUUGGAGAAGAGGGAGAUCCGGAUAGAGAGCAGUGGAAGAGAGAGGAACGCGUGGGAUCAUGCAGUUAAUUGGACGGGCAAUACUUUUGCUGCUGGAGGUGCGAAGCUGGUUGCUGCGUUGGCUACCUAUCCUCAUGAGGUUGCACGCACUCGUCUCCGCCAAGCCCCCCUCGAGAACGGCAAACCGAAAUAUACAGCCCUAAUCCAAACCUUCAAGCUGAUAUGGAAAGAAGAAGGCAUGGUGGCCAUGUACGGUGGCCUGACCCCACAUCUCAUGCGAACCGUCCCCAGCGCGGCCAUCAUGUUUGGAAUAUACGAGGGGAUUCUAAAACUACUUCAUGCUGAGCGCUAG